This is a messenger RNA of Marasmius oreades (fairy-ring Marasmius), 1131 nucleotides long. RefSeq lists its product as uncharacterized. Gene Ontology annotation, cellular component: RNA polymerase II, core complex. The transcript is spliced from 7 exons. Gene Ontology annotation, biological process: DNA-templated transcription. The coding region runs from base 1 to 1131 and encodes 376 amino acids. The record is from RefSeq and is a predicted model, not a curated record. Lineage: Eukaryota; Fungi; Basidiomycota; Agaricomycetes; Agaricales; Marasmiaceae. Gene Ontology annotation, molecular function: DNA binding; protein dimerization activity; DNA-directed RNA polymerase activity.
AUGAACGGAACGGCUGAACUUGAACCAGUUGUCCGGAUUCGCGAGCUCACAAAUGAGAAGGUUAAUUUCGUUUUGGAAAAUGUCGACCUUGCGUUCGCAAAUUCUUUACGGAGGGUGGUGAUGGCAGACCUCCCCACUGUCGCGAUAGACAUGGUGGAAUUUAUGACCAACACUACCGUAUUACCUGAUGAAUUCAUUGCUCACCGGCUUGGGAUGAUACCUCUCGUCAGUACGGCCUGCGACGAAGCCAUGCGAUAUUCUAGGGAUUGUAAUUGUACCUCAUCUUGCCCUUAUUGUUCAAUAGUCCUCCUCCUCAAUGUCAGUUGUGCGGAUGCUGUCACUAUGGAUGUCACGAGUAAUCACCUCACGAUCGAACCGCCAAUGAAUAUUGAUUUCGAUGACACGGGAGAAGAGUUGGCUAAACGGUCGAAAGAUUUCGGGACACCGGUGAACAAAAAUAGAUUAGGUUCUCAACCGGUCCUGAUAUGUAAGAUACGGAAAGGCCAGGAAUUGAACGUUCGCUGUAUCGCAAAAAAGGGUUUAGCAAAGGAACACGCAAAGUGGUCUCCAUGUUCUGCUGUUGCCUUCGAAUAUGACCCUCACAAUAAACUCCGACAUACAUCUCAUUGGUUUGAGGUCGACGAACGCGGUGAAUGGCCUGUCAGCGAAAAUGGGAAGGAGGAGGAACCACCUCGGGACGAUGAAUCGUUUGAUUUUAACGCAAAACCCAACAAAUUCUAUUUUGACGUCGAGACUGACGGGAGUUUGGGACCUCAAGAAGUCGUGAUGAAGGGUCUCGCAGAACUACAGAAGAAGCUCGCCAACCUCAUUUUAGGUCUUAAAUCUCAUCCCGAGGCUGAUAUGCUCCCCAAUGCUGACCAACCCACGACUGACGCUGCCCCAGCCCCGGCUGCGGCUGCAGCAUCGACCGGGUGGGGUGGAAGUAGUGGUAGCUGGGGGGAUGGAGGCAGUACUGGUGCUUGGGGUGGUGCUACUAGUCCAAGUCGUGGCGGGGGUGGCACCAGCACCUGGGGAGCAAGUUCUAGUCCAGGGUCAGGAGGAGCAUCGACUUGGGGGAAUUCUGCUGGUUGGGGAAGUCCCACUCAGCAAUCAAACGGGUGGAAUGUCUAG